Molecule: messenger RNA, 8809 nt
Organism: Monodelphis domestica (gray short-tailed opossum)
Lineage: Eukaryota; Metazoa; Chordata; Mammalia; Didelphimorphia; Didelphidae
Gene: CCDC50
Product: coiled-coil domain containing 50
Cellular component (GO): cytoplasm
Molecular function (GO): ubiquitin protein ligase binding
Source: RefSeq, a predicted model, not a curated record
GUGGGGCUGUCCCACUCAGGAAGAGAAAGACGAGGAGGAGAGAGCUCUGGGAGGGGAGAAGGAACUGCUUAGCCAGAGGGGUGUCGUCGCCCCACCCCCCCUUUCCCCAGCCCGGCCCGGCAUGCCCUGGCCACACUCCCAGGGAUACUCUCCCGCCGGCUCCAGCCUUGGGGUGCAGUAACAGCCAGGGGCCUGCAGGGGAGGCUCGGCCUGAGACUGCAGCCUUUCCUGCCGUCCUCCGAGCCAGACCCGCGACUGCGGCGAGAACCUGCAGCUGUCCCUGCCUCCGCCUCCUCUGGCCCUUUCUGUCCCCUCUCUCUCGCCGUACCGGCCGCUUUGUGUCAAUUUCCUGGCUGCUGCUACUUGGUGUCAAUGGGGAGCUGAGCCCGAGAAGAGGAUGAGCAGGUGGUCCAGGUGGCUGCGGCUUUGCUAGUGCUAGGAGGCGGGCGAGUGGAGCGAGGAGGCCGACCUGGAGUAGGAGUAGGAGGUGGAGGAAGAAGGUGGGGGCUCCUGCCUGCCCUCCCUUCUGCUUUUGUUCCCGAUCCCCUGCCGGGGCUGCUCUCCAGCUCCAGCUGACUGUUCCUCCUCCUCCCGCCGCGAACCGGGCUGGGCAGCCCUCUGGGCUCCCCGCCGUGAGCACAGCCCCGGCCAAGGCAGAAGCAGGAGCCGGGGAGAGGAGGCUGCGCUCCCAACAUGGCUGAAAUCAGCAUCGACCAGUCCAAGCUUCCUGGAGUGAAAGAAGUGUGCCGGGACUUUGCUGUGUUAGAGGACCAUACGCUGGCGCACAAUCUCCAGGAGCAAGAAAUUGAGCAUCACUUAGCGUCUAAUGUGCAGCGAAACCGCCUGGUCCAGUAUGAUCUGCAGGUGGCCAAGCAGCUCCAGGAAGAGGAGGACCUCAAGGCCCGGGCCCACAUCCAGAAACGUUACAAAGACAUGGAGCAGCAGGACUGUGAAAUGGCUCAGGAGAUCCAAGUCAAGCUGGUCAUCGAGGCCGAACGCAGGCGCCUUCAGGAGGAGAAGGACGAGGACAUCGCCCGCCUAUUGCAAGAGAGAGAGUUACAAGAAGAGAAACGGCGAAAGAAGCACUACCCAGAGUCCUCUGGGGCCAGCACUUAUGAUGACGGCUACUUCCUUGCAAAUGGAGACCUCCCGCGGUCGAGGAGGAGCCGGGAGCCCCCGCGGCCCGGCAGACACCCAGCAGAGGGGCCUGCGCGGCGGAGGAGGGAAGGACCAAGCAGGCCCUCGGAAGGCCCGGACCAACGCCAGGAGCGGCACGUUUCGGAGAAUCCCGGCACGGCCCUCAGGCGUGGCCGGUCAAGGGACGAUGGCCCGGCGGGCUGGGACGGCCGGGAAGGGCAGCCCUGCACUCUCGAGAGGCCACCGAGGCCGCCUCUGCCCAAGAGCAGUGGAGAGGCUCUGCUAAGCGCCGAGCCCGACGCGGGGGACGGCAGCCUCAGCCGCGCUCCGGUCAGGCAGCCCGAGCAGCCUCGCUCCCACCGCCAAGACCGCCUCUCACCCACGUGCUCUCAGAAGCUGGGGCCUCCCAGGAGAGAAGAGAGGCCCAAGAGAGACCGUGGGAUGGGCGAGUCACGAGACAAGAGGGAAGGUCACCGAAACAGGACAGCCCUCUCCCCCCAGAGUGACGAAAGGCACUAUUGCAAUGGAACAGGAAUGAAGCCGAGGGGGACAAAGGAAGCCGUCUAUACACAGCCUCGAAUGGCCCACAGGGAUCAGGAAUUCUAUGAUGCAGAAAUUGCCAGGAAGCUGCAGGAGGAAGAACUCUUGGCUAAUCAGGUGGAUAAAAGAGCAGCCCAAGUGGCACAGGAUGAGGAGAUUGCCCGGAUGCUCAUGGCUGAGGAGAAGAAAGCCUAUAAGAAGGCAAAGGAAAGGGAGAAGUCCUCGCUGGAAAAGAGGAAGCAGGACCCAGAGUGGCAGUCCAAAACGACAGAUCCAGGAAAGCCAAAGCCAAGAGAAGCUCACGAAGGUUCCUGGUCUAAGAAUGAUAAGCCAGCUCGGCCUCCUCCCCCCACCAUGGCAGAUGCUGAAAGCCCGGACUACACACAUUUCACAGCCCAGCAUAAUUCUACCCGGCCAUUUUCCAAACAUGAAUCGUCUCAUAAAGGUCACCGUUUCAAGCAGUAAAGACCAAGAAUCAGCCUUGAAUCUGACUCCCUGAAGUCAAUGUUACUGGAUUAUAUCCGAUGCAUUCCUCCUUUUAUGUUUCUUUUCUCCUAAGUUUGCAUCCCCAGAACUGCACCUUCUCAUCUCCCUUCUGCCGUUCAAAGUAUUUGUUCAUUUCAAGGAUUCACAUUCUUCCAGAUCACUUGGGCAGUAUAAUAAUCUCUAGCACUGGGCACCUGCCUCAGUGUAGGGACUCCUUUGGGUGAGGGGUUCAUUUCAGAGAUCUUUGAAAUCCUCUUGUGGUCCAGGCUAGCAGAGGGAGAAGUGGCCUUUGCAACCCUGAUUUAUCUGGAAGGAGGCUUUGGCUAUAGCUAUACAGAACAAAUUCCUAGAAGAAAUCAUUUCAGUGACUUGCAUUCUGGGUGACAUUGCAAGGGAUGGAGUUUUUCCUCUGAAAGGAGCCUCAUCUCCUUCAGAAAAUAUAAAACAAAACAAAAAACCAUGCCGUCCAAAGGGACAAAAGGACAAAUGACUUAGCACACUGGAAAUCUUUCCUUCUGAAUGGCAGAAACCAGGGAAAUUCAUGCUAUGUAGAGAAACCCAAGUUCCAGCCCAAUAGGAAAAAUGCCAUGUAUACCAGGCCCAGCCUGGGUUUCACAGCAGUCCCAAUGCAUGGAUCUUGGUGUGUUGGCAGUGGGCAGAGCUCGAGUCACUUGGUAUGGUGCUUCUUGACAUAACUGUUACAGUCAUGAUAUGUUGGCCCAUGUUGACAUAUAUCAUCUCAUAAAAUGUUUGUCAUUCGCCAAUAAAGUCAAUUGUGGCAAAUCAGAGAGAGGAGAGCAAGGUUGAAGCUCCAUCAACCCCCAAAGACUUUUCUGUUUCUUUCACUUCCUGGAACUAUUGAAAUAAAUUGGUGACAGUGCUCAUGCUUCCUCUGACCUCAUAAUGCAAUCUUCCUGGGCUAGUGAGAAGUAGCUGUCUCUUUGUGGCCCUUCUUUUUGACACGGUUGCUUGGUGGCUACUUUCCACCUGAGCUCAAAGAUGAUAAAAAUCAGACCAAGCCUCCCAUGCAUUUAGACUUCUAAGUCUUGGCAAUGCCUAAGGAAAUACUCUGGAUAAACUAAGUACUCAGAAAGUCUUCUUGGGACACUUAAUGCUCAGAGAACAGAAAUGAAUUGAUGCCUUAGAGAAACCCAAUCUUUAGCUUUGAUAUUGCUCUCAUGGAAGCUUUUCCCUUUCUUCUAUGCUUCUUUAAUGGAAAUGGAAAAUAGCCAAUGUUGGUUGCUCACAAAUCCUGAUCGAUUUGGGUUUUUUUCUUGGUGGUAUGCACUCUGCAUGUUGUUACGUGCUCUCCAGACAGACAAGAGAAGUUAUUUGAUUAAAGAUGGCUUUAAGGCCAAAGUAACUUCAUGCUUUCUCCUCCUUAGUGAAUACAUUGCCACGCUUCCCAACAUGCCACAGCUCCUUAGGGACAAAUUCAGAGUACACUUUCUGAAAACAGGUGAAAUGAAUGUCUCUUCUACAUAAAGGUCUGUGGUAUCAGCAAGUCUUGAGUCUGAGGGUGAAUUGGACCUUAUUGGAUGGGGAGCAGAGCCUUUUCUGAAGGGAGGGAAGCAAGAGGGGUAAUUACCUAGGAAGCAAGGAAAAGUUUCAGUCUCAGGCAAUAAUAUGAAUCAUGAGGGAAAGAACUUGAAAGCAGAAAGGAAAGUGGAUGCUUUCAAGCUCUAAGUUUUCUUAGUGAGGCCACCGAUACUCGAAACAUAUAAAGCAUCAAGCUCUAGCAAUACUGAAAUUAUUCUACUUGCCCAGUGGUUUGUGCCCCAUGUUUCUGGAAGCAUUCAGUCAUGAUGGUUUUAAAGAAACAUCAUACGUCACAGUUUUUUGUUUGUUUGGUUGGUUUUUCAUUCACAAGUUGGCAAUAAUACCAUCUGCUUUUUAAGAUUUUGUAAAUGUUUACUUUUACAUUUUAUGGGAAUAGUUGAGAUUUUCCUGAUGAAAAUACCUGUUUCUCUGGCCUCCGUCAUAUUUCCUCCAGUUGUAUUUGGUUUCAUCAGGUGUCAGCAGGGCACGCUUCUGUCCAGAAACCCACAGAGCUCCUCAGACACCCCCUGGAUUCUGCCCGUGGCUCAGCCGCUGGAACUGGGGUUUGGCCGAGCAUAUGAUUUUCACUGUAACUACUGGCCAAUUUAGCACCCCUCGGGAUAAUGUAAGAUGUCUAGGCUUUGAAAAGAGACGAGUUUGAACACACAGUAGCCUCUUUGUAUGUUGUGUGUAAGUAAAACCCUUUCAGUUUUAGAGGAGGGGUUUUUCAUUUUUCUUUCAAGAAAUGGAUUCUAUCUUGACCCUAACCAGUUGAGUCCCAAGCCCCUUUCCCGGAAGCCUAGAACUCUUUGAGAUGUUAAGAAGUACCAAAAAUCUCAAUGCUCUGCUCCCAGCCCAGGGCAGCAAGUCACUUGGCCUUUUGCUUUACAGUAUUUUGUAAUCAGAUAGCAAUUAUUUCUUUGGCUUUUCUGUCCCUCUCGGGGGCAUGUGCAAAGCUAGCCUAUAUAGACACACGAUUUUAUGCUUUAUUUAAUUGUCUGGUUCAAAUGGAAUGAGUGCUUCAAACCCAUUAGCCUUUCCUCGGGUCUAGGGCUAGAUGGUAUUUCAUACCCCUGAUUUCAUUUCUUCCCAGUGAAGGGGCAUGGCUUGACUUACCAAAUGAAAGCACAUGUGUGGACCCUUCGGCAAGACCACUGGGCUCACUGCUGAUGUUCUUCCAGUCUUCUUCUCCUAGUGCAAUGUCAUUCAGAGUCAGUGCUCUUGAGUCACUGCCAACUAGCUAGGAGGAUGACUAGAGAGCCAGGGGGUGCCCCAGACAUUUCAGCUUAAAAAAGAAAAAAAAAGAUCCUUCCAAAUCCAUUUUCUCCCCAUUCUGGGGAGAAUUGAUGCAGAAUCUAUGGAAAAAAAUGAGAAGUUUUGAACCUUGAGCUUUGAGGUUCCUUUCUGUUUGGUGCAAAGAUGCUAUACUGGAAAGACUGGUUUCUCAUGGCAGAGGAAGGACCCACAAGAUAGCUGAGGAGGACCUCCCUUUCCUGGGUCACAGUUACUGGAUUGGUCUGGCACAAGGAGAGGAAUUUCUCUAGCAGUGGAGGCAACCCCAGAAUGACUUCUGACCACUGAUUACUGAUGAUUGUUCACUCUUGCCCACAUUUUAGGGCUCUGCCAGUUUGGGGUAUCUCACCAGGAACCAAGAAAAGCCAAUUUUAAAAAUAUUAUCCGAAGACCUCCCGUACAUUGGAAACCUGUGCCAAAAGUGUGUUCUUUUUUUCUUUCAGAACCUAGUCUUAUCAUGGAGGUAUUCUACUUUCUGUAUGCAAAUUUUAUUUUCUAUUCAGGGACUUAACUUUUACUAAGUGUUGCCUUUAUAUUAAGUGACUUUGGGAUGGUUAUUCAUGUUUUCAAUGCUUAUUUAUUUAAACAAAAAAAGGGAAAUUCACAGAGGAAAACCACUAAUCACGGCUGUGUGAAGGCCCCAAUUGUACUAUAGUAAAGGCCCAUUAUUUUUAUUUUGUUUUCCAUUUUUAUUUUAGGGGCCUUUUAUUGUAUUUUUCUUUAAAAAAAAAACCUGAGAAACAAAGCAGAAUAUAAAGAAUUCAAGAUGGAAAUGGGUCCAUUUUGGGCAGCAAACACACAGGAAUUAGAGCAUGUACAAGUAUGAUACUUGGGUUUCCCUGUGUGCUACUCUAAUAACUUAAUGCCUUUUUUUAAAAUUUACAUGCUCAUACAGCUAACUGGUGUUCCUAAAAAGAAGCAAACCCAUUUAGGACCAGAUGUCAUUUAUUUUUGUUUUUGUUUGGUUUGUUUCUGCCUAGAGUCAGAAAAGUGACUAUGGAAAGUGAUUCCUCUUUCCUGUGUCUCUAGUGGUGCCUGCAGGUCAUGAAGCCAUAUUUGCUUCCCUUUUACUGACACCAGCAUAUCUUUCUUCCUCUGGGCCCUAUGCCAAAGGGGAGCUUGAUGGGGCCCUGUCCUGUUAAUGCUGCAAUGAGCAGAGUGUCAGCUAAAUUCCUCUUCCUUCUGAUGUGAGCGACUUAGAGAUUUGGGAAGAUGCUUGAAUCCAAGGAGUUCCUUGGUGCUGCCAUUCAAAUCUAGUCCUCUGAAAUGGUCAGAUGUCUAGAAAGGUCAGCCAGGGUAGAGGGAAUCAGGACACUCUUCAAAAGAGUCACGUUUCUGAUGAAAGUUGCACUUUAAGACAAAGAAAGAGUGGUGUCUCCGAAGAGCAGUAUUGCCUUAAACUCGUUUGACUUCUCAGUCAAACGAAUCUUACUUCUUAACUGUGAGCCCCAACCAGCUCUCUAUUAUCCAUACUCGUGGAGAGCAGGGGCAGCCCCUCCAUUAUAUAGGGCAUCUUCCUCCUCCUGGGAGCUGCAAGCAUGUUACAAAUUGGACUGUUGUGAAGUUAAUCUCCAUUCAUUUAUUUUCUUUGAUCUUUUGAACUAAUUGGCCAAUAUAUAAAAACCUGUAGAAGGAAGAAAUUUGAUUGUAGUAUUGAGGAGUUACUAGGUAGCAGUCAUUGUUCUUGGCUCUGAGGAUACAAAGAUAAAAGCGUAAUAGUUCCUGUCCUCAAGGAGCUUAUGUUCUAUUGAGAAGAUACAUGUACACAGUAUGAAAAUGCAAAAUGCAUGAAUGCAGUGAUACCUUGAAGAGGUAAAAAUGUUCAAUGCCCUGAGUCUCUCACACUCCUGAUAAUUGGUUCCACAACCAUUGAGUUUUGAUUGUAUACAUUAAGACAUCUUUUUAAUGAUUUGUUCUCUUUUUGAUGACUUCUUACUCACCCCAGGGAGGGAGAAGGGCAAAUUGUGAAAAUAAAGAGGAUUUCCAUUAGUAUUUCUCAUAGGCAAGAAACUUGGCCAAAUUUUUCUCAGAUGGGGUGAACCUGAGUGUGCUUUGAAAGGUUCUAUUGGUGCCACAAAAAAUAAAACUGUGUAAAUAAUCACUUCGAUGCUACAAAACUGUUUGUAAUAAGUACUACUCACUUCAAUAUGCUGUGAAUACUAUCCAAUAGCAUUGCCUGGACUUAUACUCAUUGUUACAGUCACAUGACUAGGAACUCAUACAGGGGUUCAGCAAGCCAUUUGGUGCUUUGCUUCCUUCAAAUAUUAGCCCUAACACAUGUGUGAGGCAGAGAGUAUCUAUGUGUCUAUCCUCACUUUCUACAUAUGAUAGCCAUUCAGGAACUUGCCUAAAGUAAUGGCAUAUUUAACAGUGGAUGGUCCUUUGGAAGGUAGAUGCAUUGAAUGACAGGAUGGGACCUUCAUGGAGGUCCUUCAUGAACUGUUAACUUUCUGGAAAAUCACAGGGGAGCAAGGGAGUGCAUGACCCAGCCUGUAAGAGUGAUUUCUUUCUUUCUGUGUGGAAUUUCCCUCCUACAAUUGCCAAACAUCCUCUUCAAGAAUUUCCAGCUGUUGAGUUUCAAAAGGAAUCUUUUAACUACAUCUUUCUCUUCCUAUUCUUGACAAAAUGGUCCCCCAGGAUUCCCAAAGCUAUCACUUUGGCUUUUGUAAAGUAUAAGCCAUGUCACUGAUUUUGGUAAUCAACACAUCCCACAAGGCAGUAGUUAAAGCUUGAUGUAUACUAUUUUCAUUUAUGAAGUGUGAAGCCUUGAAGACUUGGGAGAAAGUGGAGGGAGCAGCCUUUAAGUGAGGAGUUCUAGAAAUGGGGUUGUGAGAUCAACAUGUGUCUGCCUGAUGCCUUAUGUUGAAAAGUUGUUCCGUUAUGGAGUAACUUAGAUUUUUAACCAACAUAUUAGGAAUUAGAGGAGGAAAGAGAACAGGGCAGGUAUUCCUAGAAAUUGAGGUGGGUAGCUAUUCCUCUAAUGGGUUUCUUCUCAGGCCCAGAAGCACCCUGGCCAAAAGUGACCCACUGAAAACACUGAAAAGACAUUUCUAGAGUGUCUGGUGAUUUUGAGGGACCUCCAUGACAUUUUAGGAUGUUGAAAUGUUUCAAGUCAGGAUGAAGCAGUAAAUUGAGACUCCAUUGAUCACUUUUAAGCACCAACUCAAUGAGAUGUCUUGUAGGAUGUAUUUGAUAGCACUUAGCAGCCAUAGGGAGCAUGUAGAAAAUGCUAGGGAUUUUCAGUAAAAGAAUUCUCCCCAAAUACUAUUUUUCCUAUAGGUAGAAUUGAGCUGUGAGGGACAGACACAUUGUGGGGACCUUUAGGAGAAGCAGCAAUGGGCGAUGCUUUGAGAUGUCUUUUUACCUGCUGGCAGGUAUGGAUGGACCUCCUUUUAUUCACUCUUGCUUGGAGUCAUGGUCAGAAAGUGGGUUACCAUAUGCCACAUACCAAUCAUUUCCUUGCUGAGACUAAGUAGGAAAAUUCUUGCUGUGAUGUUUGUGACUGACAAGAUGUGUCCUGGAUGGCUGAGUUACAACUUUGUUCAGCAUCCUGUUUUAUCCUUGCUUGAACCUGGGGCUUUGCUCAGUGUAAAUUGUACACUUACAAUAACUCAUCUAUGCAAUUUCUCUCUCCCUUUCUGUCUCUCUCCCAACAGGUCACAUCCUAUUUUUUUAAUUGUCUGACAUUGAAUUCAAUGACUAAUGUUUUGAACCAAAGGGUCAUAUGUGUGUACGUUAGCCUGGGUUUGUUUCCUGACAGGAACGAUUUUUCCCUCCUCUCUAAAUAAAGUUGUCCUUUUGGUUAGCCACUGCA